GCAAGCCAAUUUGCCGUUUCAGCUUCGUCACUUGGGAAAUGAUGAGGUUCAUAUUGUGUGGUCUGAGCACACCAGAAAUUAUCGCAGGGGUAUUAUACCAACAGAUUUUGGAGAUGCUUUAAUUAUUAUUUAUCCAAUGAAGAAUCACAUGUUUUUCAUAGAGAUCACAAAGAAACCAGAGGUGCCAUUUUUUGGUCCUUUGUUUGAUGGGGCAAUUGUGACUGCAAAACUGCUACCAAAUCUUAUCCGGGCCUCGUGCAUCAAUGCCAGCAGAGCUGUGAAGUCCCUUAAAACUCUGUAUCAGAGCUUUUAUGAGGAAAGAGCUCUGUACCUUGAAGCAAUAAUCCACAACCACAAAGAAGCAAUGACAUUUGAGGAUUUUGCUGCUCAGGUCUUCUCUCCCUCUCCCAGUUACUCCCUUAGUGGAUGUGAUUAAAAUAUGUAAAGAUCUCAUUACAGUAAUUGAGAAAGGCUGUCUCACUACAAGUCUGAGUGCUGAUCUUGCCACAUCUGUAGGGACAGAGCCAGCAGAGCAGAUGCCACCAACACUGUCAAGUGCCACAAAAAACAAGCUCUCUGGGAAGCUGCGCCGAUCUGCGAGCACGCUCAGUAAAUCUUCAAGUUAAAGCACUUUCAAAGCUGAAAACAAUGUCAGGAGACAUAUACUUUAAGUCUCCUUUCAUUAACUAUAUUCCUGGAACUGGUAAUAUUUGGAUACCGCCUAAUGAACUACAUUUUCAUAUAAAAUUAUGAUUCCUGAAGUUUCAAACUUAACAUUUUCAUGUGGAUCAUCUGAAUUAUGCAACAUGCUUUUCACUUGAUAAUUUCUGCCACUGGAACCAAUGAAGUCAAGAGCUCUUUUGGCAAGUUUACCAUUUAACUGUAACCCUAUUUUCUUGUUUUACUAGUAGAGAUUGUAGAACUGAAAACCAAUGAAUUUCUUGGUUGUGACAUUUAAAUUGCAUUAUAAUUUGAAAUUUAGUAGGCGGAAUUUUUAGUUUGCUGAUGAAAUGCCAAUUUAGCCAAGUGAUGUACUUUUUAAGUCCCACUGAUGCCAAUAGGGAGAUGAGAGCAUGGUUUACUAAUUCUCUUCUUUUGAAAUCAAUGGAACUUUGCAAAGAGCUUCACUUUGGUUGGAAUGUGCCCAAAUAUGGAUAGAUGAUUCUGCUUUUCAAUAUAUCUUCAGACACACUAUUUCUUUCCCACUAUUUCUUUCCAAAGACCAUUCUUCUGUGCAUAACUAAGUACACUUCAACAAUAACUGUUCUGAGUAACUGUUAUAAACACUGGUAGUAAAAAUAAAAAACAGAAAUAAUGUUUUAUAUACAAGACAUACAUUACUAGGUCAUUUAAAUCUCACUUUGGGUAAGUUAAAUAUGGCACAUGCCAACUCAGUUUCUGUUUCUUAAUAUCAUUCAUGAUAAAAUUGGACCAAAGUUAAAUACUUUCUUACUCCACAUGAUUAGCGUGGUGUGAUUUAAUCAUGUCUAGAAGCACUUGCUACUUGAUCAGUAUAGAAAGACUGCUUUCCACAUUCUGGAAAAAUGUGGAUCAAUAUAACGUUUAUCGUGAAAUCAAUCCAGAACAUCCGCAUACAUUAUGAAGAUAAAGCUGGUUCAUGCAGUCUUGAAAUGUGCAGCAGUUCAGGAUCAUGUACCCUCUCACCUUCUUGCUUAGGACUUCCAGUAUGACCUAAGGAAAUGUUUGUCCAACUAAACAAUCAGACCUAGCUGUAUCUAUGAGCUGUGCUAGUGCAAACCAUUAUUUUCUAGUUAUGCAUGUAGCAAAUCACACUGGUCUUUCCUAUCCAAUUCUUGCCCAGACACUUUGUGUAGAAAAUACUCGUGUGACCAUCCCAUCCCCAACCACAACAUUAAUUGCUGUGGAUUUGGAGGCUCCUCACUCAUUGCAGUACCAAAUUAUGGUGCCCUCUGUGAUUAGGCAUUUUUACCAAGUUGUCACUUUGCUACAGAUUAGAUGUGGAUAGCUUGAUUUUUCUUCUUUGUUAUUUUGUCAUGAAUUUUGUUUUGUUGCACAUAUUUUCAUGUUGGGGGAAACUGUUCACUAGUGCUUCUAGUUAUUAUAGCUAAUAGCUAACCUCUUUUUCCAUUGGCGUGGAAGGAAAAAAACAGUAGUGUCUUAUAUAACAUAUUUCCAAAUACUACUGCUUAUAGCUAUGCUUUCAGAUUGAAAGUAUUCUUAAUUUCGUAUGUGACCUGGAGACUUUGAGAGCUACAUAUUUUUAAGUGACAAACUGAAAAUUUUGCACAACCCAACCACUCAGUGAUAAAGGUUUAAGGAUGAAAAAUACAUUUAAAAAUUGCCCCCUGAGAGUAAAUUGGAUUGAAAUAGCUUGAAGCCAUUUUCUCCCAGGCCUGCAAUAUGCAUUAAACUUUGCAGUAAAAGCAACACCUUUCAGGAACAACAUUGUUAGGAACUGGUGGUGUGUGGAAUUCUUGCUCUUUUGAAGUCAGCAACCUCAAUCCAGCGUGGCAUCAGUACCACCCUGCAGUAAAUGCAAAGCAUUUCUUGACACUGAAAUGAAUACAGCAGCCCUAUUUCUGACUACUAAGGUGCAUGUAUCUGGAAAGUUUCAUGGGCUUACUUUGAGCCCACUGCCAUAGUUAUUUAGCUGACUUCAGUCAACUACUGCUAUUCACUGAGAUGAAAAUUAUGUCCUCUUUGGUGGUUCUAAGUAUUUGUUAAGAGUUUUGAGAUACAGUAGACUGUGAGAUUGAUUUCCUUGGCCAGUAAAAAAAGGGGGGUGCAUCCAAUCCCUGUGACUUCUUUGAUUUGUUAGGUCUGCUUUAAACAAUCUGUAUAUCUGAUGUAGAAUUUAUUUUUCUCUGUUUAACACUGAAAUGCAAUCUCAAAAUGUGAUGUCCCCAUGUGUAUUUUAAUCGGAAGGGACACCCCCCUGCACCCCACCAACUACAACUCAAACUGUAUGCCCCAGUGGCAACAGUUUGGUGGUGGUGUUAUUUUACUUAAAACUUGUGAAUAUAUUAAUUUACAGUCUACCUAUUUUCAUGUCUGCAAUUAUUUAUUUAUUCUUAGUAAAAAUUGUUUGAAAGCUACUGAUGGCAAUAUUUUAUAGUAGUUAAAACACAAAACUAAUAAUAAAAUCAAGGAAAUAAUAAA
This is a messenger RNA of Podarcis muralis (Common wall lizard), 3141 nucleotides long. NCBI's taxonomy places the organism in Eukaryota, Metazoa, Chordata, Lepidosauria, Squamata, Lacertidae. The record is from RefSeq and is a predicted model, not a curated record.